Zonotrichia albicollis (white-throated sparrow) is the source of this 3210-nucleotide messenger RNA. It is a transcript of the gene CDH17, whose product is annotated as cadherin 17. Gene Ontology annotation, cellular component: catenin complex; adherens junction; plasma membrane. NCBI's taxonomy places the organism in Eukaryota, Metazoa, Chordata, Aves, Passeriformes, Passerellidae. Gene Ontology annotation, biological process: adherens junction organization; cell-cell junction assembly; homophilic cell-cell adhesion. Gene Ontology annotation, molecular function: beta-catenin binding; calcium ion binding; cadherin binding. The record is from RefSeq and is a predicted model, not a curated record.
AUGUAUGCUAAAGAGAUGUUCAGGGCAAGCCUGGAAGAGUCUCUGCCCUUGUACUGUAGCAGAAGAGCUCAAGGAGGCUCAGGGGUGGGGAGCUGCUGUUUGUGUGUGGCGGCAGCAGACAUCCCGCACGUGCUUUCCUCCAUCCCUCUCUCCCUCUCUCUCUCACAGGCCAUGUGGCUUGGUCUGGAGGGCCUGAGUGUAACUGGGCCUCUGAAGGACAUGGACUUCUCCGUGCAGGAAGGAGGAGGUCCACGCAUCCUUCACCAGUUCAAACUUGAGCCACCUGCUGUGAGUUUCAGAACAUCUGGUGAAAAAGCUGGAAUUAUUGACAUUGAGCCGAGGACAGGCAUCCUGUAUAUCAAUGGGUCUCUGGACUGGGAGACCCAACAAGUGCACAAGCUGCAGGUGGAAAGUCUGGAUGAGAGUGGAGAGAGAGUUAAAGGUCCAUAUGCUGUUACAAUACAUGUGGAGGAUGUCAAUGACAACCCCCCAGAAUUUAACCAGACAAAGUACUACGGAGUAGUGAGGCAGAACUCUCGUCCAGGCAAGCCUUUCAUGUAUGUCCAUGCCACUGACCGUGAUGAUCCUACAACUCUCCAUGCACAGCUGUCUUACAGCAUUCUCCAUCAUUUUCCCAACCCUUAUGCAGAAAUGCUUUUCCAGAUUGAUAAUGCAACCGGAGCAAUCUCACCAAGCAGGAAAGGCUCUUCUUACUUGGAUCCUCAAAAGCAGGACAACUUCAUACUUGUUGUCUCCGUGAAGGACAUGGCAGGGACGACAGCGAAUGCUUUCACCAGCAGUGUUGAUGUGAGCAUCACUGUGAAGGAGAGCCUGUGGAAAGCUCCCCCCACCAUCUACAUCAAAGAGAACUCAACCCAGGUCCACCCUGUCAACAUCAGUAAGGUGCAGUCAAAUGAACCAGAUGUAAUUUAUGGCAUUUUUGAAAAAGAAAAGCUGCCAAGGCUUCCAUUUUCCAUCAGUGAGAAUGGGGAUAUUUAUGUGACCCAACCAUUGGACAGGGAAGAAAAGGAUGCUUAUACAUUCUAUGUGGUGUCAAAAGAUAACACAGGAGAACUGGUGGAGAAGCCUUUGCAAAUUCACAUUAUUGUGGAAGACAUCAAUGACAAUCCUCCUGUGUGUCAGCAGGACCUCACCAUAAUUGAAGUUCAAGAAAAUGAAAUUGGAGGGAGUAGUAUCGGCACCGUGUUUGCUACGGACAUGGAUCAGGAGGACAGCCUUAACUCUCGUCUGCAUUUCCAAAUCCAAAGUCAGGAACCUGAAUUCCCCACAAAUAAUCUCUUCUAUAUUCAGCAAGACACCGGGACUUUGCAGUUAACUGGCCGUUCCUUAAGCAAGCGUGAAUCAGCCAAGUAUUUCUUGAAGGUCCUGGUGACAGAUCCUCAAUUUGAAACAAUCUGUAAUGUGGAAGUACACGUCAUCGACAUCAAUGAUCAAAUUCCCAUCUUUAACAAUUCAGAUUAUGGCAGUGUGACUCUGGCAGAAGAUAUCCCAAUAGGAAGUCUGAUAUUAGAAAUUGAAGCAACUGAUGGAGAUGAGCCUGCCACAGGGAGCUCCCUCAUCAUUUACCAAGUGAAGGAAGGUGAUCCAAACAACACGUUCAUCAUAGAGACAGACUCUGAAACAAACCGAGGGUUCAUCAGGAUUAACAAGGCUCUUGAUUUUGAAACAAUGCCUGUGUACAACCUGGUGAUCAAUGCCACAAACCCCGAGCCGUUGGUGGAAGGCGUGAAGUACAACGCGAGCUCUCUCACCAAGUUAAAAGUUUCUGUGACAAAUGUGGAUGAGCCACCUGCUUUCCGGAUGCCAUUUUACGAAACAGAGGUGUCUGAAGACAUUCCUGUCAAUACCUUGGUCAUGACAGUGGAGGCCUAUGAUCCUGAAGGGGAUUCUGUACGGUACUCCUUGGAAGGUGACGUGAGGAAAUGGCUGAGAAUUGAUUCAGCCACUGGGCAGGUAUACACUGCUUCGCCUUUGGAUCGAGAAACUGAAGAAAUAUACCGAAUAAAGGUUGUUGUAUCAGAACUAAAUAAUGCAGCUCAGAAAUCCGAAGCAUUGUUGACUCUACACUUACGUGAUGUGAAUGACAACUACCCACAAAUAGCUACGGAUUAUCCUGCUUUCUUCUGCUACCCAGUCAGCGGAGGAGAGAGAACUCUCAUUCAAGCUACUGAUGCUGAUGAACAGUUCUUUUAUUCAAAAUUUACUUUUUCCCUUGCGGAUGACAUGAAUGCAAGAAAUAAUUGGGAAAUCUCAAAAUUCAAUGCUACUCACGCUUACCUGUCCCUGAAACAUGCUAACUUUGAAGAGAAGGUGUAUGAUGUUCCAAUAAUACUUAAUGACAAUGGAAAACCGCCUUUGGAAAACAAAGUGAAUCUUAAAGUAAGCAUCUGCAAGUGUUCCAGUGAAAAUUCAUGUUUUAUUGAAAUAGACCGUGAGCACUCCUGGCCAACCGCUGGGCAGGCAAUUGGGAUUCUGCUUGCAGUCCUGAUCAUCAUUGGUGCCAUUUUAGCAGGUGUGUUUUUCCACAUGAGAUACAAAGAGAAAAAAGAAAAGAGCCAUCCCAAGGACGCAAAAGAUAACGCUGAACUCAACAGACUGACUUAAUGACUGUUUCAUCAAGAGACAAAACCGGCCUUUGGGUUGUCAAUGAGUGAACUGUGAAGCUUCCAAAGCCCAGAGAUGUGCUAUCACAAAAACAAAAAAAACAUGCAAAAGUAGACUCCCAGGGGUUUGGCCUCACUUUUGUACAUAAUAGUCUUUAGUCACAAAACAUAAAACGUAUGUAAUCUUUAGCCAUUAAUGAGCUUAUCAGCUUUGACUAAAAUGUCAAUUAUAACAGCACCAAAUGCUGAGCUCCUUCAGGGAUCUAUACAUUGGACCAGUCUCCUUCAUCUGACUGCUGAUGCAAAUAUGGACUUUACAGAGGACUACAUUUUGUUGACCUGCACAUAUUUGUCUCUUUCCAAUUCUGUAAGUCACUGAACAGCAGACUGGGGAAUAGUCCUGUGCUACAUUUGAAGAUACUCCAUGAAGUUGUAGGAAUCACUCUGACUCUCAGCAAAGGAGAUCCCAAACUUAUUGCAAUCUGUAAUCUGCCCUGGGCCUUGCCUGCUUACAUUUGUACCAUCAAUGUGAUAUUUCAAUUUUUCUUUUUUGAUAUCCCAUAAAGUAAAACAAGUUUGUGAAGUA